This is a messenger RNA of Brienomyrus brachyistius, 4908 nucleotides long. Its product is annotated as calcium-dependent secretion activator 2-like. The record is from RefSeq and is a predicted model, not a curated record. NCBI's taxonomy places the organism in Eukaryota, Metazoa, Chordata, Actinopteri, Osteoglossiformes, Mormyridae. Gene Ontology annotation, cellular component: glutamatergic synapse. Bases 272 to 4153 code for a protein of 1293 amino acids. Gene Ontology annotation, biological process: synaptic vesicle exocytosis; dense core granule exocytosis; positive regulation of exocytosis. The transcript has 29 exons.
CCCACGUGUUGAUCUCACUUGACGCUACAGGUCUCCUACCUGUGCGGCUCCAAAAUCUGCACUGUUUGACCUAAAAGAGAGCGGAAAAUCGGGGAGCAAUAAAACUCCUCCCUCCACUUUGAGGAUUAAUAUACAUUAUCCUCAAACUCGGUGUGCUCCUCCGGAAAAAAAAAAUAACCAAGGGGGGCAGAAGCUGGCACAGUUAUUGCGCAUCUGAAUUCGGCGCAGUUCACUUUGCGUGAGCGGCACUUACUGUGGACCAGAGGCGGCUAUGCUGGAUCCGUCCUCCAGCGAGGAAUCGGGUGAAGAAGGUCGAGAAGAGGAGAUCCGGGAUGCUGCUCCGGCGGUAAGUCCGCAGAGGUCCGUGUCUGCGCAAGGACGAGACAGCCGGGAUGGGAAGCCGGCAGGAUCGGCUCGACCGCGACCCGCCAGCCCCGUUCCCGGCGAGAAGGAGAAAAACCAGCGUGAGAAACUUCAAAAAGAGGAAGCGGAGCGGAGGGUCAUUUUGCAAAUAUACGUGUUCGUGCUGAGGUGCAUCGCCUACCCGUUCAGUGCCAAGCAGCCAACCGACAUGGCACGGAGGCAGCCGAAGCUCCACAAGCAGCAGCUCCAGGCCCUGAGGGAUCGCUUCCAGGCCUUCCUGAACGGGGAAACGCAGAUCAUGGCAGACGAGGCCUUCUGCAAUGCAGUGCGGAGCUACCACGAGGGGUUCCUCAAGAGCGAGCGCCUGUCCAGGAUGGUGCAGACCGGCAGCUGCUCUGCCUACGACUUCCGGGAGGUCUUCAGGAGGAACAUCGAGCGGCGCGUGCGCAGCCUGCCCGAGAUCGAUGGCCUGAGCAAGGAGACGGUGCUGAGCUCGUGGCUGGCCAAGUAUGACGCCAUCUACAGGGGCGACGAGGACCUGCGGCGGCAGCCUCCCAGGAUGCAAUUCCACGGCAUGUCAGAGCUGAUCCUCAGCAAGGAGCAACUGUAUGAGAUGUUCCAACAGGUUCUUGGCAUCAAGAAGUUUGAGCACCAGCUGCUCUACACUGCCUGCCAGCUGGACAAUGUGGACGAGCAGGCGGCGCAGAUCCGAAGGGAGCUGGACGGUCGACUGCAGCUUGCCGAGAGGAUAGCUACGGAAAGGAGACAUCCCAAGCUCAUCUCCAAGGACAUGGAGGCGCUGUACGUGGAGGAGCUCCGGGCCUCCGUCAGCUUUCUCAUGGCCAACCUGGAGAGUCUUCCAGUCUCCAAGGGUGGACCAGAUCUGAAGCUGCAGAAGUUGAAGCGUUCCUCCAUCAACUCCUCCUUCCUGGACAUGGUGGACGAGAACGACGUUCUGCUGUCCAAGUCGGAUGUGGUCCUGUCUUUCUCACUGGAGAUUGUCAUCAUGGAGGUGCAGGGCCUCAAGUCUGUAGCCCCCAACAGGAUCGUGUACUGCACCAUGGAAGUGGAGGGGGGGGAGAAGCUGCAGACCGACCAGGCAGAAGCCUCAAAUCCACAGUGGGGGACGCAGGGCGACUUCACCACAAGCCACCCCCUGCCGGUUGUCAAGGUGAAGCUGUUCACGGAGAGCACAGGGGUGCUAGCUUUGGAGGACAAGGAACUAGGCAGGGUGGUGCUGAACCCCACAACCAACAGUCCCAAAUCUAUGGAGCUGCACAAGAUGGUGGUGCCGCGGAACAGCCAGGACUCUGAGCUGAAGAUCAAGCUGGCCGUACGAAUGGAAAAGCCGCCCAACAUGAAGCACAGCGGGUAUCUGUAUGCUGUGGGACAAAGAGUCUGGAAACGAUGGAAACGGCGCUAUUUUGUACUCGUUCAGGUGAGCCAGUACACUUUCGCCAUGUGCAGCUACCGGGAGAAAAAAUCGGAACCGCAGGAGCUGAUGCAGCUGGAGGGAUACACCGUGGACUACUCGGACCCGCAGCCAGGUUUUCAGGGAGGUCGAGGUUUUUUCAGUGCAGUCCGGGACAGAGACCUGUUCGUUUUCGCCAGUGAUGACGAGCAGGACCGCGUCCUGUGGGUCCAGGCCUUGUAUCGGGCCACGGGCCAGUCUUACAAACCCAUUCCGCCCUCCCAGAACCAACGACAGAACUGCCGGGAUAGCGCCCUGCAGUCCAAUGCUUCUGCCCUGCUGCACAGUUUAGAAAGGUCCCAGCAGCAAACGGUGGAGGAGCUGGUUUCGGCCGUGCCCUGCCACUUCGACCACACGGCCCUCUUCCGGACCUUGCAGAAACGGACGCUCCAGCACAGGAUGAGCGACUCUUUCUGCUGUUUGGGUUGGUUCAGUCCGGCUCAGGUAUUCGUGCUGGAUGAGUACUGCUCCCGCUAUGGCGUUAGGGGCUGUCACCGGCACCUCUGCUACCUGCGCGACCUGACGGAGUACUGCCAGAGGAGCGUCCUCAUUGACCCCACCCUACUGCAUUACAGCUUCGCCUUCUGCGGAUCCCACAUUCACGGAAACAGACCAGAUGGGCUGGGCACCAUCACGCAGGAGGAGAAGGAGCAGUCUGAGGAGGUGCGAAAGCAGCUUCUGACUUUGCUGGAGAACCAGAUCAUUAACUUCAGGUACUGCUUUCCAUUUGGGCGGCCAGAGGGGGCGCUCAAAGCCACAUUGUCUCUGCUGGAGAGGGUCCUGAUGAAGGACAUCUCAUCACCACCUCCGACAGAGGAACUGAGAGAGCUUGUCCAGAAAUGUCUGAGGAAAGCAGCUCAGGUUAAUUAUUCUCAGCUCACAGACUCCUCACAUAUCCAAGAAGCUCAGGCUUCUCCAGAAAAACGUCUGGAGGCAAUCAUCAAACUGGCAGGUCUGGGUAUCGAAGUCCUGCAACAGAUCCAUGAGCACCACGUUGAGGCCUUCCCCUGGUGGCCCGACGCCAUGGCUGAACACGCUGAGGCCUUCCUGUCCCUGUACACCGCGGACAUGGACACCGCCCUGCAGGUGCAGCCCCGCGACUCGUGGGACAGUUUCCCCCUCUUCCAGAUGUUCAACAACUUCCUGAGGCCUGAGCCUCUCCUGUGCAACGGGGUGUUCCACAGGCACCUGCAGGACACAUUCCUGCCCUUGGUGGUGCGCUACGUCGACCUGAUGGAGGCGUCCAUUGCCCAGUUCAUCCACCGCAGCUUUGAGCAGGAGUCCUGGCAGUCUGUCAAGACGAUAACGGACAGCCUGCCCGGCGUGCCCCUGCCCAAAGUUCCCAGCCUGCCUGUCAGCCUCCCCCAGCUGCCUGGCUUCUCUGCACCCUCCUGGAUGGGUCCACUGUGUGACAACACCUUGCCGGGGAGUAACGUUCCUGAUGUUUUCAGCGGCUCUGAGGACCUCUUCUGGAAGCUGGAUGCCUUGCAGAUGUUCGUGCUGGACCUACACUGGCCAGAGCCUGAGUUUGCCCAGCAGUUGGAACACAGGGUCAGACUGAUGUCCAGCAACAUGGUGGAGGCCUGUGUGAAGAGAACAAAAGCGGCUUUCGACGCCAAGAUGCAGAAGGCCAGCAAGUCGCCGGACUUCCGGGUGUGCCUGCCCAUCUGCGGCAUGUUCAACGCCCUGCUGCACGCCAAGAAACACUGCUUCAAGCUUUGCCUGCUGGACGCAGGCCAGGAGCACCAGAACCGGUCCAAAGUGGACAUACUGAUUGAAGAUGCUUUUAAGGAGAUGAUCGCCUCCCUGGUGUCUAAGUUUUCUGCCGUUUUAGAGACGGUCCUGUCCAAGCUCUCCAGAUACGACGAGGGUACAUUCUUCUCCUCAUUGCUGACCUUCACGGUGAAAGCAGCUGCCAAGUAUGUGGAGGUUCCUAAACCCGGCAUGGAUCUGGCUGAUACCUACAUCACCUUUGUGAGGCAGAACCAAGACAUCUUGAGAGAGCGUGUCAUUGAGGAGAUGUACGUGGAGAAGCUGUUUGAGCAAUGGUAUACCAACUCCAUGAAGGUCGUGUGCCUCUGGCUGACAGACAGACUUGACCUGCAGCUGCACACCUACCAGCUGAGAACCCUUAUCAAGAUUGUGAAGAAAACGUACCGUGAUUUCAGGCUGCAGGGGGUACUCGAUGGAACCCUGAACAACAAGAGUUACGAGGCCAUCUACAAUCGGCUAACACUGGAAGAGGCUUCAGUGACGGUCAGUGAGGGGGAAGGCCUACAAGGCAUCUCCAUGAGGGACAGUGACCAAGAGGACGAUUAGAUCACCCUGAGGGAGGCUCUCAUGACCAGCUUUACGGAAGAAGGAUGGUGAAUUUACAUGUGCCACAACAUCAGCUCUGAAAAAUAUGUGUCCUUGAACAUUCAGUACUGUACCUAAUCAGAGGUCAUCCUGCUAGUGCAGUACUGCUUAAUGGACACCAGGCGGCAGACUAUCUGUUUAUUAUAUAUAUUUUCCUUCCCAUUGAUGUGAACUGAAGCAUUUGGAAAUGUCCUGAUAUUGAAGUAUGGUUUCUAAUGUAAACUGCUUUGAGUGUGCAAGCUGAGCAUGGAAAUUGCUAAGUCAAGGUCCACACAAGCAUUGAACGUUUGGCGUCUUUGACCCGCAGAGGUGAGGACGUCUCAAAUUGCUUGUUGUAGGGAAAAAGCUUCCAGCGAAGACAUUGAAUAUGAGCACUUUUGUUUGGUGAAUCGACCACAGAGUUAUCGCUCCUUCUUUACUGCGGUAAAGACCAAAGUUAAACAUCUGCCACAAAAGUGAUUUUCCUUUAUAUGUGUGUUUAAAUUCACCGCCUGCUAAUGACAUUUCACUAUACCUGCGAGCGCACGCUUGGUCCACAGUGAAUUGUGCUCGAGAGAUUAGCCAAGCUGACUUGUUACUAACACCUUGAGAAACUUCGGUCAGUAAAGAUGCGAGCAGAAAAACGGGGCAAAUUUGUAUGUUUAUACUGUCAUCUGUGCACCUGUGUUUCUUCAGGUGAGUUGAAAGUGUUAAAAUAAAAGUGAUUAAUGCGAGAA